GCCCCUGGCCUUGCCGGCAACGACACGUCCAUCCUCCCCGCAGACCCCUACAGCCGCGCAGCCGCUCGCGUUUGGGCCGCCUAUGUGAAUGACAAGUUGUUCCCUUCGUGCACCGGCAUCCUCAAGACAGCGAAGCAGGAGGAGAGAGCCAGUAAGGUGGAGGAGACCCUGUCCGGGCUCCGACACUUGGAAGCUGCCCUGGCAGAGUGCUCCAAAGGGGAGGUGGAGGCGCCGUUCUUCGGUGGUUGCUCCAUCGGGUUCCUUGACAUCGCGCUCGGGUGCUAUCUUCCUUGGUUUGAGGCAGUAGGCCGCCUGGCCGGCUUGGGGCCGCUUAUCGACCCGGCGAGGACGCCGAAACUAGCAGCAUGGGCGGAGCGGUUCAGGGUUGUCGAGCCGGUCAAGGCGCUGCUGCCUAGGGUGGACGAGCUGGAGGAGUACAUCACUACGGUGCUUUAUCCAAAGUGGAACGUCGCGGUCACCGGUAACUAAUUAAAGAUCGUGUCGUUCCAUUACCGGCGGAGGAUCGUGUCAAUCCAAUAAUUCCUCCGCCUUGUGAGUUGUUGUUUUCACGCCAAGAGUUGAACUGUUGCUACUAGGUCCUUAGUGUCUCCUCGUCGUGGAUGGUGCGCAUGCGUGCACUCUCUUCGAUCUGAGUUGUUGACAUGUUGUUUCGUGAAUAAACUGAAGUUUCGUCCAUCUUGCAUCUUGUUUGUGUUAGCUCUUUUAUGACCU
Molecule: messenger RNA, 732 nt
Organism: Aegilops tauschii subsp. strangulata
Lineage: Eukaryota; Viridiplantae; Streptophyta; Magnoliopsida; Poales; Poaceae
Source: RefSeq, a predicted model, not a curated record